AUGUCUGUAAACGCAGCGGGCAACGUCGGCAUGUCUGUACUCGAAGCAGCGGGCAAACGUCGGGCAUGUCUGUACCGAGUCAGCGGGCAAACGCCGGGCAUGUCUGUACCGAGUCAGCGGGCAAACGUCGGGCAUGUCUGUACUAGAGUCAGGGCAACGGCCGGGCAAACGUCGGGCAUGUCAAACGCUAGAAGUCAGCGGGCAAACGUCGGGCAUGUCUGUACCAGAGUCAGCGGGCAAACGUCGGGUAUGUCUGUACCGAGUCAGCGGCAAACGUCGGGCAUGUCUGUACCGAGUCAGCGGGCAAACGCCGGGCAUGUCUGUACUCGAAAUCAGCGGGCAAACGUCGGGCAUGUCUGUACUCGAGUCAGCGGGCAAACGCCGGGCAUGUCUGUACUCGAAAGUCAGCGGGCAAACGUCGGGCAUGUCUGUACUGAGUCAGCGGGCAAACGUCGGGCAUGUCUGUACUCGAAGCAGCGGGCAAACGCCGGGCAUGUCUGUACUCGAGUCAGCGGGGCAAACGUCGGCAAACAGCGGGCAAACGUCGGGCAUGUCUGUACUAGAGUCAGCGGGCAAACGUCGGGCAUGUCUGUAACGCCGGGCAAACGCCGGAGUCAGCGGGCAAACGUCGGGCAUGUCUGUACUAGAGAGUCAGCGGCAAACGCCGGGCAUGUCUGUACUAGAGUCAGCGGGCAAACGUCGGGCAUGUCUGUACUAGAGUCAGCGGCAAACGCAAAUGUCCGGGCAAACGCCGGGCAUGUCUGUACUAGAGUCAGCGGGCAAACGCCGGGCAUGUCUGUACUAGAGUCAGCGGGCAAACGUCGGGCAUGUCUGUACUCGAGCCAGCGGGCAAACGCCGGGCAUGUCUGUACUCGAGUCAGCGGGCAAACGUCGGGCAUGUCUGUACUAGAGUCAGCGGGCAAACGUCGGGCAUGUCUGUACUAG
Acanthosepion pharaonis is the source of this 945-nucleotide messenger RNA. The record is from the annotation of a GenBank genome assembly. Lineage: Eukaryota; Metazoa; Mollusca; Cephalopoda; Sepiida; Sepiidae.